Molecule: messenger RNA, 3433 nt
Organism: Ectocarpus sp. CCAP 1310/34
Lineage: Eukaryota; Phaeophyceae; Ectocarpales; Ectocarpaceae
Source: the annotation of a GenBank genome assembly
AUGGCCGGCUCGUCCAUGGUGGUUUCGUACGUGGCGGCCGUCAACCAGUCGCUGUUCAUCCUGUGGGGAGCGACCUACUCGCUGGACUGGUUCUGGAUAUCCCUGCUGCUGUUCUCCGUGUUGCCCCUAGUGUUCGGGAGCUACAUCUGCCGCGCGCUCCGCCUGGCCGUGAUUUUCCACCCGAGGGCGAAGCAGGCCCUGCCGUGGCUCAUUCCGGAGCGGAACCACUUGUUCUUUCUGUCGGCGACGGUUGUCGCGUUCUUGAUUGUCCCGAUCUACCAGGACAUGACCUUGGAAGUGUGGAAGGUGGACGACCUCUUCAACAUCAGCAGGGAGCUCAUCAUCGUCACGAUCUUGUUUCUCAUUCUCGCCAUCGGAAUCAAGUGCGGGCUGUACUACGAGGUGGACAUGUGGACCGGGGGCAACCUCAAUUUCUUCAUAACGGCCGCGGUGUUCGGGGUCAGCGUGGUGGGUCCGCUGCGUCUCCUCGCGGUUGACCCCUUGGCCGGGUCCAAGCAGCGCUGCAUGGACAGAGCGGUGCUCGCUCGCCGGGAUACUCGGAGUGAGGACGUCUCCUACUCGGCGAAGGCCACCGCCGACAUCCGGGGCAGCAGCAGGGCGGUCAGGGUAGCGAGCAGGAAGCUGGAGGAAGGGCUCUACGGCGAUGGAGUCGACGAAAACGACGACGACGGCUGUGAUACCACGCCUACCGCGCCCACGCCGGCGGCUGUAGCGGCAGCGGUAGCGGCGGUGGCGACCUCGUUGUACGACGAGCCACCACCAGCGAACCUCUCGCCCUCUCCCUCGCCGGGGGAUCCCGGGGCGGGAAACUGGCAGUACCAGGGAAUAAACUUUUGCACAAGUCGGGGCGGCGGGGCGGGCGGCGGCGGCGGCGGCGGUGGGCGAGGCGGUGGGGGUAGGGGUGGUGGGGAGGAGAUGGUGGAGGCGUGGGACUUCGAGCGGCUGGCGAGAAAACCCCUGGUGGCCGCCGCGUUUGAGGCGUACACUCGGAAGGCGCUGUGCCACGAGUGCGUGCUUUUCCUCCGAGAGGUUUCUCGGUAUCAGUCGGGAGACUUCCCGGAGCCCGCCGGUCUCUCGGGACCGUCGCAGUACCAAGCUUUCUGCCGAAUUAACGACGUGUUCAUCAGACCCGGUUCUCGCGAGGAAGUUAGCAUCAGUGGAGUGGAACGGAAGAGAUUAAUGGAGUUGGCUCACAAGGGGGAUGUGUUGUUCGAGGCGGGGACCGAGGAGGAAAGAAGGCUGGUUUUCGCGAGGGCGUACCUGGAGGUGAAGACCAUGCUAGAGGAUAACCUCCUACGACGCUUCUUGCAAACCGACCGCUUCAAGAGCGUCCGCGCGCAGCGGCGGAUGAUGCAGAGGGAGAACUUCCCUACGGUAGCGGCCUCCCCGCACCGCCUAGCUGAGGUUUGAUCGACCGCGCCGCCGGCGGCGGUUUCUUUCCUUGGAGAGCGCGAGACUCGUGGUGGUGGCCACGAUGGCCGCGGUUGGCCGUGGUUAUGGAUGAGAUGUGACAGGGAGCGAAGGCGCGUUGCCAUAUUGUAGAGAGCUUCAGAUGUCAAAGAGGUGGGGGUGGUCGUGGUGGUAGAUGCAAAAAAUGAGUGGCGUGAGAGAAGGGAUUUCACGCCACAUCACGUCACGAAAAAACACUUCAAGUCAAGUCACACACGCACACCCUCGUCAUCCCCCGGUGGUUUUUGUUCGUGGAGGCGUGCGCCGUGAAAGACGGCGUUAGAGUUGCCCCCCCCGCUGUAAGCGCAAGAAUGGUCGUGGACGAAGACUGACUUAUCAUCCAACGCCGUGCGGGCAUAGCACGGGGUUUGUCAUGAAUGUAAUGUAUAUGGUGUGGUAUUUUCCUUGCUCGACCCCCCGUCGGUAUCGUUGUAUUCCGGGCAGCCCCCGUAUAUGUAGGAUGUUGUUGCAUUCUGUGUGUCUGCGCUGCUUGUUGUACGAUGUUCGCAGACACGAUGAACGGUUCCUCCGUGUGUAGAUUUAUGUGACAUCCGGGUGGUAUUCGUACUUUUGCGAAUUGCGUCGAUUGGGAAGACAUGCAUGGGUUUGUGCCUCGCUUGUUGCGUUCAGUUUUGCCACGAGCAACGUCAAUUUGUUUCUGCUACAGUACGGAGAGCGAGAAAGAGGGGACGGAGAGCAAAAUAUACAGUGCAGAGUCUAGAAGAGAAAUCUCCGAUCACAACUUACUGAGUGUUGGUAAAGAAACCUCUGGCGGGUUGUCGACACAUGGGCCAAUCGACCGACCGAUUUCCUGAUGUGUUUUUGUAUCACACAGUUGGCGAAAGUUGGAACGUUGGCAAUAUGCGGCAGUGAUUAUGUUGUUUUGCCCAUAGACUAACGUCUUUCAGUGAUGGAUGCCGGCAGCAACCAAGCCGUUGACGAAAUAAUGCCUUAAGAGGUGUGGGACUUGUUUUAGGUUGCUGCGACGAGAGAGUGCAAGAAGAGCGCGUUGAUUGCAUGUAUUGCAAUAUAUCGUGUCACGAAAAUUGGCCAUGAUCGAAUUUCCCGUGCUUGCACCUGCCUCACUUGUUUUUGUAGCCACCGCCCUGCAACUGUACCUUUGAUAUGCAUGGGUGGUAAAAACCAUUACUUGAUUUUUUUGCUUCGGUGUGCUUGUUUCCCACGCGAAAAUGUAUGAAGCUUACUUUCAUUUUUUUUUCGGGCGUUCGGCCGAGGUCUGCCGAGUUGUUGUUGCGUGUGAAUUGAGCGUGCUUGUAAGGUUGUUACGACCGUCGUCUCUUCCAAGCCCCAGAGCUGCACGACGCACGACUCCCGGGCGGUUUGUACCCCAAGACACAUCGGUACUAAAUAUGAUACACGUUUCUGGCUUUUCACCGUUUUUUCUCACGCACAGGUUGGGCGAUGUCCAAGGUCGUACGGUAGCACGCACGGCAAUUGUCGACAUCAACGAACGCAAACUUGCUGGAAUUGCCCUGUUUUCCUGUAGGGCGGGAAGAAGGUGGGGGCAGGCAUGAGUUAGAACGUCGUCUCGAUAGCACCUGCAAUUGUUUUUUAAUUCAGUUUGUGUUUUUGUGUACACGCGUACACCAGAGGCCCACCCACCACGUAUCAUAGGCCUCUCGUGUUUUGAAGAAUCGUUUCUGAUUUUCUGUGUUGUCGGGGUAGACUUUUCCCUUAGGUUUCGAGCUUUUUGACACCAUCGUCAUCUACUCUCAAGGUCUGCAAGUGGUGGCGUGUUGUGGACCUUUUGUUCUCGUUUUCACUUGUUUUUUUUUUGUCUUUCGCGCAGUCCCUGUCCUGUCGUUGUCGGUUCGUUUGUCUUGGGUGUUUUUGCUGCUUGGCCUGCCUUUUUCUCUUACUGUGACCAUCGGAACGAACGAUUUCCUCUGAAAACUUGUUAUCUGUAUUUUCAUUAUCCCUCUCGCUUCUACCAUCUAGACCG